AUGUGAAGCCGACUUCCCUGUGUUGUUGUGGUUUUGGUGGUGACGGAGAGCUGCACUCACCUGCCUGUUUGUCUGUAAAAUCCAGACUAACACCGUCGUGGAUGAUUUGUAUUUGAUCACACACGUAUUUUAGGACUACGGUAAGCAAACAUUAAGAUGGUUUGAGCCUUUUGUAGCCACGUUUGUACAGAUUUAUGAGAAAGAAGAGUUAGCUUGUGAGAGCGCGGUGAAUUAAAAUGGGACACGCAAAUAGCAGCAGCAGCAGCUCGGCGGCUCUCUGGUUGUUUUAAACGGUGGCUGGAAAAAUGCAACAUCAUCGGAGCUACACAGCUUUGUCUUGGCCUAUCAAAAAUAUAUUCUGAACCCCGAGUUGCUCCCGGUCACCGGUGUGUGAAUGCGUGAGUGCUUGGCAGUGCGAAUGGGUGAAUGGCCGAAUAAUGUGAAAGCGCAUAGCAACUCUAGUGGUUCAUAAACGUAUAUUAUAGUGGUUUUUUCGUCUGGAUGACAGUAGGAGGUGUGUGCUUGGUCAUUCCAGAAACAACAGAUGUAACUGGAGAUAUGGCCAUCUUACAGUAACUCCCUCACACCCUAAAAAUAAAGACAGGUUAACAGUGUGACUGCCUGAUCAGCAGCAGUCAUGUACAGUCCUACGUCUGAAGUUGUGGCAGGGAACCCAAGUGGAUAUAUGGCAGAUAAAGACGCAAAUCUGGAGACAACCUUGGGGAGUGCCUACUCUCCGGUGGACUACAUGAGCAUCACUAGUUUCCCCAGGUUGCCAGAGGAUGAUGUGACGUCUGGGGAAAACACCCUUAAAUCUCGCAAAGAAGAUGACAACGUCCUGAGUGAGCAAGAUACAGAUCCAGAUAUAUUUUUGAAGUCGGCUCGCCUCCAGCGUCUCCCGUCCUCAGCCUCUGACUUGGCCAGCCAUGAUGAUGAUUCCCUGCGGGAGACCACAACAGACCCCAUUGCACAAGGCUGUGCUUGCCAGCGAGAUGGACUGACAGUCAUUAUCACAGCCUGUCUAACAUUCGCCACAGGAGUCACUGUUGCUCUCAUCAUGCAGAUCUACUUUGGAGACCCGCAGGUCUUUAAUCAAGGAGCGGUGGUGACAGAUGUGGCUCGGUGUACAACUCUUGGCUUUGAUGUUCUGGGAAAACUGGGGUCCAGUGUUGAUGCUGCCAUCACUGCUGCCCUGUGUUUGGGAAUUAUCCACCCUCAUACCUCUGGUAUAGGAGGUGGCGGAGUUAUGUUGGUGCAUGACAUCCGUAAGAAUGAGACGAGGAUCAUCGACUUCAGAGAGACUGCACCAUCUGCCAUCCAUGGAGAUAUGAUGCUGACAAACCUUAAUCUUAAUCCAGGUCUGCUGGUGGGUGUACCGGGCAUGCUCAGUGGGAUGCAUCAGGCACAUGAGCUCUAUGGCAGGUUGCCAUGGAAGGAUGUGGUUACCAUGGCAGCAGAUGUGGCCAGAAAUGGAUUUAAUGUUACUCAUGACUUAGCCGACGCUCUGGCUAAAGUUAAGGACCAAAACAUGUCCGAUGCAUUUCGGAAUUUGUUCCUCCCCAAGGGCCAGGCUCCUCUGUCUGGAUUGUUCACCAGACGUCUUGAUUUGGCAUCCAUAUUGGAUGCUAUCGCAGUUAAGGGGAUAUCGGAGUUCUACAGUGGAAAUCUGACGCAGGAGAUGGCAGCAGCAGUACAAGCAAGGGGUGGAGUCCUCACAGAGAAUGACUUUAAAAACUACAGUACAGUCUUACAGAAGCCGGCAGAGAUCAACUAUCAGGGACAUCGUGUGAUGGCAACCUCAGCCCCACACGCAGGUGUUGCCCUGAUCACUGCUCUCAAUAUUCUGGAGGGCUACAACAUUACCAGCCAGGUGCCCAGCAGCAACACCUACCACUGGAUUGCAGAGUCUGUGAAGAUAGCUUUGGGCCUGGCUAGUGGUCUGGGGGACCCCGUGUAUGACACUUCUGUCUCAGAGACUGUCACCAAGAUGCUGAGUAAAUCACAGGCUUCCCUAUUCCGCGAUAUGAUCAGUGACGUACAGGCAUUCCCUGUCACUCACUACACUCCAUCAUUUCCCUUGGAGAAGGGUGCAGCAGCUGCUCAGGUCAUGGUCAUGGGCCCAGAUAACCACAUUGUGUCAGUCAUGAGCUCUCUUAAUAAACCAUUUGGCAGUGGGAUAGUGACUUCCUCUGGAAUCCUUUUGAAUAGCCAGAUCCUGGACUUCUCCUGGCCUAAUAAAACACAGAACUCAUCACCUAAUCCGCACAACAGCCUCCAGCCUGGGAAGAGGCCCAUGUCCUUCCUGAUGCCCACAGCAGUGAGGCCAGCCAUCGGGAUAUGUGGCACAUACGUGGCUGUUGGGUCUUCUAAUGGAGAGAAAACUCUCAGUGGCAUUACACAGGUGCUGAUGAAUGUUUUGUCUUUGCGUAAAAAUAUGAGUGACAGUUUGGCAUAUGGGAGACUCCACCCACAGCUGCAACCCAACACUCUCCUCGUUGACUCGGAGUUUUUAGAUGAAGAUGUGCAGCUGCUGAAGGCCAAAGGUCACGAAGUUGAGAGAAUAGAUGUUCUCUCAUUGGUGGAGGGAACCCGGAGAAGCAAUGACCUCAUCAUUGGAGUGAAAGACCCCCGUAGUUCUGAUGCCUCUGCCCUCAUUAUGUCCAAAAUACCCUAGUGCAUCUUCUGUCCAGUACACAUAAUGGAGUAAGAGUAACACAUUAUAUUAUUGAGGGAGUAAAGAAACUGCUGAUGAACUAGUUCAGCAAAUAUAAUUUAAAAGCCAAGCAUUGUUGUCUGUCUGAAAAAAAAACAAAACAGUCUUCAACAAGAUAUCCAGCUUCCUCUGAGAUUACUUUGUAGGAUACUGAUAGUGAUCCUCAGAUUUUUAUGACGCGUAGAAAACUACAAAGGAAGGACUGUCUCAUACUGUUUGUGGUAUGCCCUCUCAUCACAGCCUCAUGUCUCACUGGUAGAUAGUGUUGAAAAUAUGUCCAUCUCAUUAAUGGCAUCAAAGUCUGUAGCCUAUAGAACAGUGUACAAGUGCAAGGUGUGUUAAAAAAUUAACACCUGAUGCAUUCCAUUGCCACUUAAACAAAGUAGUAAAUUUAAGGGGUUUAAAGUAGAUUUACUCAGUGGAUGUGAAAAAGAGAGUUGCACUGUGAAUUUGUUAUCAGGAAUUCUGAGGUAAAUUCAUGACGAACAAAUGGAUUCUCUGUAAGAAUGGGCAGACAUUAAAAAUGACUGAUUCCGCACCAUGAAGUCACCAUUUACAACAUGUGCAUGGUCCUCUGUGCAGUUUUUCAGCUCACUGUUAUUCCAGAUAACACAAAAAAAAUCACAGUUCUUCAUCAGUUCUCUCAGCCUGUUGGAUGAGAGGUGAAACGUCUUCGACCUAAAAACCUAGACCAGUUGAUUUUUCUAUGACCUGGAUGACUCAGAAUCUGCACGGAUAAUAUUUAAACCACUGAUUAAUAGUUGCAUUGUCACACCUUAACUAGACUAUUCUGAACUGGACAUGGACAGCAUUAUUUACUGUUCUGUCUUAUAUGGUGUUUAGCUGUGAAAACAUAUUGUUUGGUAGACCUGCUGCUGUUAAAAUAAAUAUCAGUAAUCACAGAUUAAGUUAAUUUAGAUGCAUAAUUUAAGUAAUUCAAAUUGUUGCAUGAUCAUGUUCUUAUUUAAAGCUUUUUUUUAGAGUGGGGAUACUUAUUUUUAGAAUGGGAAUAAUCUGAUUCUUUAGAGUUGGAUUGAAUGUAAUCUGUCUGGUUUUAUAUGAAGAUUUGUUGGGCUGUAUACAUUAUGUCUACUGCUGUAACACAGUGCAUUCAAUCAGCUGAUCUGAGAAAAUACAUGCUUAUUUUUGUGUACUUGUGUGUAAUUAUUCUUGGUAGUAUAUUUGAAGUAAGAACCAACAAAUGGUUUAAUUUACAUCCAGAAAAGGCCGGUGCUGACUGAUCAAACAUGCUUAACUUAACUUAUUUCUCUUGUUGGGUACCAGUGCAAUAUGACUGUUGAUGCUUGUUGCCAAUACAGUAGAGUACCAUACCUUAAUGCACACAUUUGCACAACAUCUGAUGUUUGAUUCCAUAUGCAUUUGUAUCACAUUUUAAUAAAAAUGAGCACUGUUCAAACACAAAAAUUAAAUGUUUCAUGCAUCCUAAUGCUGAAAUGUUUGUCUCUUGGUUUCUCCAUACAUGUGUAUUUGGAGUAUCUGACCUAGGUAGAAUU
Molecule: messenger RNA, 4227 nt
Organism: Monopterus albus (swamp eel)
Lineage: Eukaryota; Metazoa; Chordata; Actinopteri; Synbranchiformes; Synbranchidae
Gene: ggt7
Product: gamma-glutamyltransferase 7
Exons: 16
Coding region: 638-2674 (678 amino acids)
Biological process (GO): glutathione catabolic process
Cellular component (GO): plasma membrane
Molecular function (GO): glutathione gamma-glutamate hydrolase
Source: RefSeq, a predicted model, not a curated record